This is a messenger RNA of Capsaspora owczarzaki ATCC 30864, 1664 nucleotides long. RefSeq lists its product as hypothetical. The record is from RefSeq and is a predicted model, not a curated record. The transcript has 5 exons. NCBI's taxonomy places the organism in Eukaryota, Filasterea, Ministeriida, Capsasporidae. Bases 105 to 1559 code for a protein of 484 amino acids.
UUCUUUUGUCAUUGUUGUAAUUAUUGUUCCCGUCGCAAACCGCCAAAGCAUCGUCAAUCCCAGCUCGAGAAACAAACCUUUGACCUCAAAAAAACAAAACAACCAUGUCGUUAUCCCCAACCGGAAGCCAAGCAAUCAUCACAAACGAAAAGGCUGCGCGGCGCUCGUCGUCGUCUCUGCUCAAGGGCGCAACGACAGACUCGAUUGUCAACGACGCCUACGUGCGCAUCCAUCGUCCGCUGUCGCGCCCGGCCAUUGACAUGAACGACAUUGUGAUUGUGUCGCUGACCAGCGUCAAGCUCAACCGCCUGUACUCGACCUCGGUCGUCCGAGUGCCUGGUCGACGCAGCGGUGUCAUUGUCACGUCCAUCAACGGCCAGGAGCAGACCAUUGGCUGGCGCAAGUUCAUCAAGCAAGACUCUGAAGUGUUCCGCCACCCCCAAAUAUUGUACUUUGGUCGUCUGGGCAAGAACAACCCCUUGCCAACCAAAGUCAUUGUGAUGGAGACUGACUCGGAAAUUGCGCAAAAGGCGCUCGAGGCCAGCAAAACCAUGUUUCAGGGCUUGGGUGCAGUCGGCAGCAUCGUGCCAGGUGUCGGCUCCCAGAUCUCGCGCGGCUUUGACGUAGCGACGGCGCUGGCAGAGAAUCUUGCCGGUCUUGUCCUGGAUGAUCUGGAGCUCCGAUUCGACGGUGCUUUGGGUGAGUUUGACAGCUCGGGCAUUCUGGUGCACGAAGGAGACCACCAUGUGAGUCGCUUCUCGACCAUGGUCCAGUCGCCCAAGGCCGUGACCCCAAAGUUGCAAAAGAGCAUGUCGUCAGAAGACUUGGCUUCGAAGGAUCUCUUCUCGCCCGACGCUGACUUUGACAUCCAAGUCACCCUCAAGCUCGAAAGGCUCCCUCGCAGCUCCCGACCGCCCUUCACCGUUGCGAUUGUUCUCUCGGCCAUCCAGCUCAACCUGCCCGGACUGCGCAAGCCCUUGGCGAACAAGCAAAACCAAAUCCUUUCGUUUGAUGUGACGUUCGGCGCAGGCAAGCUGAGCAGCACGUAUGACUUCGAAGCGCCGCUGCUGAACGGCAAAGCCCGCGCGGGCGACGUGUUUGGCAUUGACAACAAGGUGCUGUACCUUGGCCCCUGGGGCGAGGGUCUGCCGUUCAAUGCGAGCGCCACCGUGCUGAAACGCAAGCACUUGCUGUACAUGGAUGGCUUGUUGCAGAAAGCCAGCGCGUUCGGCACUGGUUUUGUUGCGCCCGAGCAUGCCGAAGACGUCGGCACCUAUGUUUCAAAGGGCGUGCAAGGUGUGCGCUCUGUUGUGGGCCAGUACUUGCGAGGCGCAAAGCCAAUCGACCUGCAAUCCGGUGUCAUGCUGCUCGAUCACGAGUCGGACGACAAAUUCACGCUGCGCUCCAACACGAGCGUUGCCAGUCGCUCUGUCGACUUUGACACGCCGUUCUCGAUGGUGCUGAGCAACGCCAACGCACACACGCAGGUCGAUCAGAAGGCCGGCAACAAUCUUCUCGAGGUGAUUGUUCAUCUUGAAGUUCGCCGCCUUCUGAACUAGCUGCUUUUGUGCUUUCUCUUCUUCUUGUCUAGAGUUGCUAUCAACGUAUUUUCCUGUUCUUGUUUGCUGUGAUCGUUUUUGCAAUGUUUGUUUGUUGCAGCGGAG